UGUCGGCACCGCUGCUACGCGUUCCGUGCGCGGUAGCCGCGAUACGCUGCGCCAGAUCCAGCUAGGGCCAAAGCCAAGCAGACACGGCCGGACUGGCCAGAGGCAGGCGGCACGUAGCCAGGCAUCACGGCGCGCUCGUCCGGUUCGCACGAUACUGGCGCACACACCGACGAAACCAUAUCCUAGGUAGUCGAGUCGAUGCCACGCGCCUUAAGCAUCGCCGCAGGGUAGAUUGGAGCCACUCGCGGUAUUGCACACCGCGGAAUGCGAUAGCCGUGAUAGCGGAUCGACGGUGGCUGCGGUGUGGGUGGUACGGUAGUGUUGUAAAGUCGCGACACGUCCCUCGUCGCCACGCACAAAAUCGAGCUAGUCGAGGUUAGGUGUUAGGAUUUUCGCGCAGCGCAGUGGAGCGGAGCUCGGAAUCGCGAAACGCGGAAUCGGUUUGCGCGGGGAUUAACGGAGACACGGCGACGAACACCCGGACGGGCGGGAUGGAUGGCAAGGUCGACGACGAGAAUCAGCGCGGCGUCAACGACGGCGACUGGGUCUGUCCUGACUCGCAAUGUGCCAAUAUAAACUUUGCCAGACGUAAUUCCUGCAAUCGCUGUGGAAAAGAUAGAGGUGAAUGCCCAAAGAAGAAAAAGUUGGGUCAGGAAAUUGGAAAAGCAGCUGCAGAGAAAAGUAGAGGCCUUUUUAGCGCGGACGAUUGGCAAUGUAGUAAGUGCGGUAACGUAAACUGGGCACGACGGCAACAAUGUAAUAUGUGCAACGCCCCAAAAUUUGGUGAGAUAGAGGAACGUACGGGAUAUGGAGGUGGAUAUAAUGAUCGAGGUGUAGUCGAAUACAAGGAGAGGCGAGAUGAGGACGAUGAAUAUGACGAGUUUGGGCGACGCAAAAAAAAGCGAAAACUAGAAAAGAAUUCCGACGAUGAUUCAAAGGAUUCCAAGUACAGCAGCCCAUCGCGUAGUAAAUCUAGAGACAAGGAAGAGAGGGAUGAGGUAGACGAGGAGGAGCAGGAAGAAAAUGAGGAGGAAGAGGAAGAUGACGAGGAAGAAGAGGAAGAGGAGGAUGAGGAGGAAGAGGAUGGUGAUUUAUCUAAAUACGAUCUUAGCGAAUGGGAUGAUUUUGCACCAGCGAAAAAAAGUACGAACGGAAGUAAUAUAUCCUCGGAAGCGCAACGGUCAAGAAAUGGAGAUGAUCGGCGCGAUUCAGGCACAUCCAAUCAAUGAAAGGCUGUACAGAAGGACAGGUUUGACAUGGGUUUCGGGUAUAAAAUUGAUUAUGAUGAUCAGUUGCAGACAGCAUACAGUGUGAUGAAUUUUGCUAAAUAAUGUAUAGUCCCAGAUCCUUAAGACUUAAAGACUUAAAUAUAGCUUGCUUUUAUUGCGAUUAUAUUUUGAUAUAUCGCGUAAAGACAUCGAAUAGAGAGAGAGAGAGAGAGAGAGAGAGAUUUAGUGUCGAUUUAGCAUUCUUAAGAAAUGCAAGCAAUCUUCUCAUUUGAUAUGAAUUUUUACAGGUGAACCAGGAGACUCAAAAGGAAACACAACCAGUGCUCGCGGCAACUAAGAAAUACACAACGCAACAGGUUUUAGUAAUUUAGUAUGUACCUUUGAAUAUAAAGUGGCCGAUAAUGCGUGACUUAUUACAAAGAGAAAUCGACUAACAAUAAAGGUGCAAUUUCAUGCAGCGAAGCAAAGCUAGCUUUUAUCUCCACUUCACCUCAAUGCAAAACAGCGUAAAGACUUUAAAACAUUUGUAGUGUCAAAUGUGCCGUAGCUAAAAAAUUAUUUAAAAAAUUAAAAAGCAAUUUAAAAAAAAAUUAUGGCCAGUAUUCAUAGUCCAUUCUUAUAUUUAAGAUCGUCUUAAGUAAGCUUAGACGGUUAUAUUAUUGGUUGAAAUAUAAUCUUAAGACGACCUUAAAUAUAAGAACUGACUAUGAAUAUCGCCCUAAAUGUCUUAUUUUGUAUUUUAAAAAUAAAUUAUAAUAGCACAUCGAAUACAUGGAGCAAUAUAGAUGUAUAGUGGCAACCACAGUUGUAGUAGAGAUUAGGAGACGACACAUAAUCGCUGUACUUGCUACGAUACAUUUAUUGAGAAA
Messenger RNA from Pogonomyrmex barbatus (red harvester ant), 2098 nucleotides. RefSeq lists its product as uncharacterized. Gene Ontology annotation, molecular function: lipopolysaccharide binding; RNA binding. Gene Ontology annotation, biological process: RNA processing. The record is from RefSeq and is a predicted model, not a curated record. NCBI's taxonomy places the organism in Eukaryota, Metazoa, Arthropoda, Insecta, Hymenoptera, Formicidae.